CGCGGACUUCAAACUUUAUGGGACAACCAGUUUACAGUCGUUUAGACAUAGUUGGGACUUUUGUUGGCCAAUCCACUGGAUCGGUGGCUGAGUUGCCCUUUUAGGUGUCCUUCGGGUGGGUUUAGUCGGGUUCUGCGGCCACGUCUUCCACCCACCCCGGGCGAGGUGUGCAAGUUGCGGCCUGGCAGCACCACUAUAACACGGCCAUAAGGCCCGAGGCGAAGUUCCGGAGGCGGCAGCAAGAGGCUCCAGCCGCUGCGGCGGGCGGAGGCGUACGCAGCGCCGCCUGGGCGGAGGGGGCCGGCCCAGCGCCGCCCGUGAACGCCGCCAAGUAUGGGGCGAGCUACCGGGUGUCGCGGAUGACGUACGACAAUUCCGGGGAGCAGGCUGCGCAGGCUUCGCAUUCGAUGACCCCGGGGCACAUGAGCGAGCGCGGGGAGUUGACGCCGGGGAGGAGCAGCGUCGCGCCGACAACCCAGCGCUCUGUGCAGGGGGUUGCCAGCGGCCGCUCCCAAGGUGCGAUCCUCAGCAAAACCGGGGAGUUUGUUCGCUACGACCCGGCCUCCUACAGGAACGCGGCUAUGAACUCCAUGGCGAGGAUGCCAAUGAGUUUUACACCCAUGCAGGUGCAGAACAUGGGGACCUCUGCCGACCAGCCGGGCGUUAUGGCCCUUACAGAUGAUGCUGGGCUCAGAUAGUGGAUCCGAGCGCAUAACAGUUGGAAGGCACAAGGACCUUCGCCGUUUCCCCGUCUGCGGCCAAUUUGUUUGACA
This is a messenger RNA of Effrenium voratum, 773 nucleotides long. The record is from the annotation of a GenBank genome assembly. NCBI's taxonomy places the organism in Eukaryota, Dinophyceae, Suessiales, Symbiodiniaceae.